AUGAAGGCGGAUGGGACAAUCGAGAGAUAUAAAGCUCGUUUGGUAGCAAAAGGAUAUAAUCAAAUUGAGGGUCUCGAUUUCGAAGACACUUUCAGUCCAGUAGUGAAGUCUACAACAAUUCGCAUGGUUUUAACUAUAGCCACAGUUCGAAAAUGGCCUCUUCGCCAACUUGAUGUAAAAAAUGCUUUCCUCCAUGGGAGACUCAAAGAGACUGUCUAUAUGCAACAGCCUUCGGGUUUUGAAGACUCUACUGCACCAAAACAUAAAGGUGAUAUCGUGAUUUUGUUGUUAUAUGUCGAUAUAGUGAUAACUUGGAACAAUCUCCAGCUUUUGCAAAACCUCAUUUCCCAACUAAGUACUCAUUUUGCCUUAAAAGAUAUGGGCAUUCUCCAUUUCUUCUUGGGCAUCGAAAUUGUGCCAUAUGUUGAUGGAAUCUAUCUUAGUCAAGUGAAGUAUGCUAAGGACAUUCUCAAAAAAACCAUGAUGCACUGUGCUAGAGCUAUCCAUACACCAUUAUCACAGAAGAGUGAUUUUCAUGUCGCAACUGGACCUCCUGUUGAUGCCUUCGAUUAUCGAAGUAUAGUUGGAGGACUUCAAUAUCUUACACUAACACGCCCUGAUCUUAUUCAUGCUGUCAAUCAAGUUUGUCAGUUUAUGCAAGCUCCUAUAACUACAUAUUGGCAAGGGGUGAAGCAUAUUCUGCGUUACCUCGCUGGGACUAUAAAUUUUGGACUUCGUAUCACUUCCAGAUCCUCCUUACAGGUUGUUGGCUUCUCAGAUUCCGAUUGGGCAGGAUGUGCUAUAACUUGUCGAUCAACAACAGGACUUUGUGUAUUCUUAGGUGCUAAUUGCAUCUCCUGGUCAUCUAAGAAGCAACAUACCGUGUCAAAAUCUAGUGCUGAAGCUGAGUGUCAUGCUCUUGCUUCUCUAGCAGCUAAAAUCACGUGGAUUCUUCAUUUGCUACAACAUCUUGAGGUAUCACUUUCUACUCCUCCAGUCCUUUACUCCGACAACAUCAGCGCGUUACAUCUCACCAGUAAUCCUAUUCUCCAUGCUCGCACAAAACAUAUUGAGCUAGACUAUCAUUUUGUGCGAGAGAAAGUUGCAGCUGGUGCAAUGGUUCCUAAAUAUGUUCCAUCAGCAACAGUUUAA
This is a messenger RNA of Solanum tuberosum (potato), 1152 nucleotides long. RefSeq lists its product as uncharacterized. The transcript has 2 exons. Lineage: Eukaryota; Viridiplantae; Streptophyta; Magnoliopsida; Solanales; Solanaceae. The coding region runs from base 1 to 1152 and encodes 383 amino acids. The record is from RefSeq and is a predicted model, not a curated record.